AUGGUCCCCUCAGUUGAUGGUCGCCUUGCUAUCCUCGCUACCUUACUUAUUUCCUUUGCUGUCAUCACUGCCCUCAGGCGGCCUCCCCUUCCUCCUGGCCCAGUGCCGCUCCCACUAAUAGGGAAUGUCUUAUCUAUCGACGCUAAAGAACCUUGGUUGACUUAUACUCGAUGGCGUGCUGUUUAUGGGGAUCUGGUCUUCGUGCGGAUUCUAGACCAGGACGCGGUCGUGAUCAAUUCUCAGCAUGUUGCACAAGCCUUAAUGGACAAGCGGUCUCGGAUUUACUCUGAUAGACCAUACUUAGCCACAGUCAAGCCAUAUGGCUGGUCGAUCAACUUUGCGUUCAUAGCUUAUGGUGAUGAAUGGCGUCUUUCCCGACGACUCUUCCACCAAACUUUCCGUCCCGAGUCUGCAGUAAAGUUCCGCCCAAUACAGAUGAGACGGGCUCGUGAGAUGAUCGUCAAUCUAAUCGAUGAACCCCAACAUUAUCAUACCCACUUCGCAACGUCAGCCAUUCUCAGUGCUCGUGAUGAUCCUCUGGUUCGAAUCGCGGAACAUGCACAGGCUCUUGGCCUUGUCAUGUUGACCCCAGAGGAGAGCAAUUUUGCUCAAACUUUCCCCUUCUUAUUGAAAUUGCCUGACUGGUGCUGGGGAUCUUCAAUCAAACGCGAUGCUCAAGCUUCGACCAAUGCCUUGAAUGAAAUGGCGGACGUUCAAUUGAGACGGUCGGCGAAUGAGCAAACCAAUAUUGUCUGCUGCUCAACCUCUUCACAGACUACUUCAACCUUGAUGGCUUUUGCUUUCGCCAUGAUGUCUUACCCAGAUGUUCAAAGACGCGCACAAGCGGAAAUAGACUCGGUGGUUGGACGAGAUCGCUUACCUACCUUUGAGGACAGGGCAUCACUACCCUACGUCGAAUCAGUUCUGCGGGAGACUUGGCGAUGGCACCCUAUUGUGCCCCUUGGAGCGACCGUGAUAUGCAACACAUGGUCAGAUAUAUUCUCUCCAGUUGUUGAGACGCUAACCUUAUAUUGCAGGAGCAUUUCACGAGAUGAAAAGCGGUACCCCGAAGCAUUUCGUUUUAUGCCAGAGAGGUUUAUUGAUGUCAACGGUCGGUAUGCCGCGGAUGCUUCUGUGUGGUCUGCUAUUGUAACCAUGUUGGCCACGGAUGACCAGGGCAAUGUGAUCAACUUUACCCCUCAAUUCACGACGGGACUGGUUCAGUACGUGGUUUCCUUAUGCCAUUACAUCCUCCAGUCACUAACAUUGCCGUCGCUUUAG
Suillus paluster is the source of this 1281-nucleotide messenger RNA. Its product is annotated as cytochrome P450. The record is from RefSeq and is a predicted model, not a curated record. Lineage: Eukaryota; Fungi; Basidiomycota; Agaricomycetes; Boletales; Suillaceae. Bases 1 to 1281 code for a protein of 426 amino acids. The transcript is spliced from 10 exons. Gene Ontology annotation, molecular function: heme binding; iron ion binding; oxidoreductase activity, acting on paired donors, with incorporation or reduction of molecular oxygen.